Molecule: messenger RNA, 999 nt
Organism: Cotesia congregata
Lineage: Eukaryota; Metazoa; Arthropoda; Insecta; Hymenoptera; Braconidae
Source: the annotation of a GenBank genome assembly
AUGGACAUAGAGGUGCAGGUGGCAUUAAACUUCGUGAUAUCUUAUCUCUACAAUAAGUUACCGCGAAGACGCGUAAAUAUAUUCGGAGAGGAGCUGGAGAAAGCGCUGAAAGACAAGUUCCAGGGGCACUGGUACCCGGAGAAACCCUUCAAGGGCUCGGCGUUCAGAUGCCUGAAGACCGGAGACCCAAUUGACCCGGUGCUGGAGCGCGCGGCCAAAGAGAGCGGGGUCCCGAUCCAGGAUAUCCUGGAAAACCUCCCUACUGAGCUGGCCGUCUGGGUCGACCCUGGUGAAGUCAGCUACCGGAUCGGCGAGAAGAACAUGAUAAAGAUCCUGUACUCGGAAAGCGCAGACCUCCACGACGAGAGCUCAGCAGACCGCGAGGUCACCAAGACCUUCAACCCGGAGGCCCAAUGCUUCAGACCGAUUGAAGCUGUAGGGACUUCUUUGAGCGGCCUGAGUUUGAGUCCCAAGUCCACCUCACCCUUCCCGUCCUCUCUUGGCAGCAGCGCCAGCAACGGCUCUUCCAACAACCAAAGCGGCCACGGCUCCGGCUCCUCAUCAGCACCCUCUCCCACGCCAAUUACAAACUCCUUCAAGGGAUCGCCUAGGGUAGGCUCUCCCUCACAGCCCCAGCAACCGCAGCAGCACACCGACCCCAGCGCUUACUUCUUCCCGGGGCCUUACCACCCCCAGUUCACCCACCGCAACAUCUUCGAUUCCUCCAGUCACGGCGGAUACUUGCCUGAUCUGUACGGCGCCAAGUUUCCCUCGUCCUACUUGGACCCCUCUAACAUCUCGCACCAGUUCUACGGAGGCGUAGGUGGGGGAAGUUCCCCCGCCUCUAACCUCGGGCCCAUCGGGUCCGCCGUAAGCAGCUCCUCCGCCAACAGCCAGCAAGAAAAAACGACCCUCGUCGACGGACUCAACAACUUCGGGCUGGGGUCCGUCACCCCCUACCCCGCCAGCCAAUAUCAGCACCUUCUCGUCGCGAACUAA